AUGGAGAAGUUAUUGCCUUCAUCCAACAUGUUUACAUCUGAGACAGAAGCAAUCACUUCUGUUCUACACGCCUACGGAACCGCACUGGAAGACCGAAAUGUCAAAGAAACAGUCGGACUCUACACUAGGGAUGGCGUAAUAAUGCCUCCCCACUUCAGCGCCAGCGCAGGAACGCGAGCUCUCACUGAGACUUAUGAGCGAAUUUUCAGUAGCAUCCAACUCACCAUCACCUUUGACAUUGAUGAGAUUGUUUUGAUGUCGCCGGAAUGGGCUUUCGCAAGAACAACAGCAGAGGGCACAAAAACUAUGCUGCAGACUCAGGCUUCAGAACCUCAUUCCAACCAAGAACUGUUCAUCUUGAAGAAGGAGGAGGGAAGCUGGAAAAUCGCGCGAUAUGCUUUCUCUACAAUGAAACCGCUUGUACAGGAUGGAAUUCGACGUAGCUAA
Messenger RNA from Fusarium mangiferae, 447 nucleotides. RefSeq lists its product as uncharacterized. The record is from RefSeq and is a predicted model, not a curated record. Lineage: Eukaryota; Fungi; Ascomycota; Sordariomycetes; Hypocreales; Nectriaceae. Bases 1 to 447 code for a protein of 148 amino acids. The transcript has 3 exons.